UCUCCCCCCCCCCCCUUUCUUGCAGGAAUUUCUGGAAGCACUUCCGUGGGGUGACCCUGUGCCUUUUUCUCCUGGUGGUUCCCGGCUUCAUGGCCUACAAGAUUGCCCACUUCUUCCAGCCAGACUUUUGGCUGGUGAUCCUCGUCUCCAGCUGCAUGUUGACUUCCCUGCAGGUGACAGGGACCCUCUUCGUCUACGGCCUCUUCGUGGCCGAAUUCCUCCAGAAGACCCCCGUGGAGAAGAUGGACGAGAUCCUUUACUGUGUCCAGGCCGUCAGCCGGGUGCUCGAGUUCCUGGUGGCCCUCUGCGUGGUGACCUAUGGCGCCUGGGGGUCCAUCGUGGGGGAGUGGACAUGGCUGGGGGCCUCGGUCAUCGUUAUCCACUGCUACUUCAACGUCUGGCGGAGGGCCCAAUCUGGCUGGCAGAGCUUCUCGCUCCGCUGGGAGGCGGCCAAGAAGAUCGGCUUGCUACCCGGGGCCACCCGCAGGCAGCUGGAGGACCACAAUGACGUGUGUGCCAUCUGCUUCCAGGAAAUGACCCUCGCUGUGAUCAUGCCCUGCGGCCACUUCUUCCACAAAGCCUGCCUUCGCAAGUGGUUCUACGUACAGGACACCUGUCCUCUCUGCCACCAGCCGUUUCAGGUCCCGGCUGCCCAGAAAGUCCAGCGAGACGACGCUGAACCAGAAGCGACACCCCAGCCGGAGCGUGGAGAGACCGUCAGCCACCAGAACACAGCGGAGUCCCACGAUGACGAGCCGCCGGACUCUGGGAUGUCCAGUUGCCCAGAGCAGCCCGGCCCUUUGCCAGCGGGGUCCGCUGGGGAAGACCCCCAUCGGGGUCAUCCCCAUCCAGGAGGGACCUCCCUCCCGGGAGAAGAAAACGACCAGCGGCCUGUGCUGGAAAAACUCGAGGCCCGGUCUGUGGGGCAGCACCCUUCCCAAAGUGACCUGAGAUUACCCAGCAUGCCAACGGACCCCGGUCCCCCUUGGCCCUCGGCUCCUCGGGGUGUCAAGGGGCAUCGGGAGAGGCCCAGGCCGACUGACAGCCACCCUGCAGCCCCGGGCAGCGAUGCCCAGACGGUGGGCGAGAUGUGGGAGAAACUGGACAGUCUCAGCCACAGCCUCCCCGCAUCGCUUCCUGACCCUCGGCCGACAUUCGCGGGCAUUUCUCCCGAGAAACCCUCCAUCCCGUAACCUCCCUUCCUACUUCCCUUAUCUUGUCGGUUCAUCUUUUUUUUUUUUAAGGCUCAGGAAAUCCAUACUCCAAACACGGCAGGCUGACUUAAGCUUGGUAGCUCAGCCCUGCAGCUUCCUCAUUGGUUUU
Messenger RNA from Notechis scutatus (mainland tiger snake), 1323 nucleotides. The record is from RefSeq and is a predicted model, not a curated record. Lineage: Eukaryota; Metazoa; Chordata; Lepidosauria; Squamata; Elapidae.